This is a messenger RNA of Annulohypoxylon truncatum, 1498 nucleotides long. RefSeq lists its product as uncharacterized. NCBI's taxonomy places the organism in Eukaryota, Fungi, Ascomycota, Sordariomycetes, Xylariales, Hypoxylaceae. The transcript has 2 exons. The coding region runs from base 638 to 1393 and encodes 251 amino acids. The record is from RefSeq and is a predicted model, not a curated record.
UUCUCAACCGAUUAAUGAUUUGUAAUCAAUCUUUUCUAGGUUAUCUCUUCCGAUCGUUUUCUGCGCCUUAAAAGGCUAUACACAUCCCAGAUAGCCCCAUCAGCCUUAUUCUCGGAUAUAAGUUUCCUCAUGCGAACCAACACACCGCUUCAGCCUCCCUGGGUAGGGUUUGCUGAGGCUCGCACCGACAUUGGAUCCACCGAUCCAUCGGGGAUAUUCCACAUGAGCGCGGUUCUCGAAUGCGGCGUAUCACAGUAUACCGGGUUCCCUGGCGUCAAUAAUCCUGUGCCAAUCGUGCAAACGAUAAAAAAAGCCAUCCUGCACCACCGACUGGAGGCAGUGAGCUCUUGGCAGCAGUACCAAGAACAUCCACAGCGGCACAGCUAGAGUGGCGUUGAAUCAUGACCAGGUCAAUUAGCUGUACCUACGUAAGAAUAUUCUAGGCAGAUUUGUUUACUUCAAUAAAAAACGUAAGAUAUUCGUCUGGCGGAGUCUUUAUAAGUAAUCAUGAUGUGGCCUCCGGUUCUAUACUUCCUCGGGGAGCCAGCACCGACGAACUCGUUUCUCCAGCUUUUCGUAAUAUUCUACUGUAUUUUCCAUCAUAGUAUAUCACAAACCCAUUGUAUUCAUAUCGAAGAUGAAAUCUUGGGUCUCCACGAUCUCAUUGGCGGCCCUGCUACCACUGGCAGCAGCCGACUGCGACAACUUCGAUUUCACGGGCCAAUUCGGCAGUAAUGGCUUCAGCGCAACAUACAACACAACCUUUCAAGUUUCUGGAUGGAAGAACUGCACAGCAGACGUCGCGGCCCAGGAUAACAGGAACGGCUCGUGUUCGCUCGACCGCGGUAUUGGUAUCGGCUUAGAAGUAUACCCCGAAGUCCGUUAUGUCCAAGUCGACCGUGAUGCGCAAAGAGAGAUACUAGCACUCGUUCAAGAAAAGAUGAGCGCUGCUGCAGCCGCGACCACCAACUUCAAUUCGACGAUUGUCAUGAAUUACACGUCGGUCCUCGAUUCAAUAUCCGUCGGAGACGUUGGUUACAACGGAUACACGCCGAAUCUCAACUGCUUCGAUGGCGUCCUCUCCGACUGCGACGAUGACGAUAACCUCGAGGGCAAGGCGAUUCGUGUCUGCGGCCUUAAGUGGCUGGAUCGAUCUCAGGGCUUCAAGAGCCAAGGCCAGCAAUUGUAUGACGGCGUGGAGCACUUCGUUUCUAGCACUGGAAAUGGGACUGGAAGCACAAGCCCAUUACAGUCGUAUGACCAGAUUUCCGGUGAUGCGACUAAUUACCUAGGCGACGACGACGAUGAUCAUGGAAAUUCGGCGGUGAGAAAUGCGGUUGGAAGCGCGGCCUUGGUGGUUGCGCUGCUAAGCUCGGUAUAUGAGAUUAUGUGAGAGUUGCAGCUCCUAAGUUAGAUGACUCCUCAUUCCGUAUAUAGGUUUAAUAGAUGAUGAAUUCACCGAGGAAGGGGGAAAAGCGAGGCUCUCCGCACAUUCCCC